AUGAUAACAAAAGAGUCCAAACGUCGAACUCUUUUGUUAGAUCGUGAUCUGACUAAAGAUCAUGACACCUUCGAUGAAAAUUUUUCAAUAGAAGCGGAAAUUGAGAUCAAGAUGUUUUCUAACAACAGGAGAGUUGAAAGUAAACAAAGUCAACAUCAAAAGGCUGUCUUUACUAAUAAUGACACUUGUCACAAAGUUCGUCUUAUGAAAUGGGACGUCUUGAGAAGAAGAUUUUCUGCAGACGAAGAAGUCAAAAUUGAACUCAAUUUUCGAAUCACCAAAUUGAGCGGAGUUGUGGCCAAAAAAACGUUGGAUUUCGGUGAAAGCAAGAAAAAAUGUUCGGAUGUUACACUUUUGGUUGGAGAGGAAAAGUUUUACCUUUCCAAAUUGACUUUAUCCUACCAAUCAUCCUAUUUCGAGUCUAUGUUCCUUGGAAACUUCGCAGAGGCCGACAAAUCGGAAGUAACUCUUCAGGAUAUCGAUCCCCAAGAAUUCCAGAAGUUUUUGGAAGUUUUGCACGGAGGAAAGGCCCUUGAUGAUGACUAUUUCGUUGCUAUUCUUUGCCUCGUUGACAUGUUCGACGCUUCAAUCGCUCGUAAGCAAUGUGAAGACUACCUGAUGGAAAAAUCAAAGAAGUCAUUGAGAGAGAAGCUGGAAUUGGCGGUGCAGUACAAAAUGGAGAAUGUCAAGGCCAAGUGUCUCUCCGACAUGAAAACUGCCGAUGAUAUUCGUUCCGUUGUGCCAGAGAAACUCGAGAAACUCGAUCCUUCUCUUAUGCCGGCGAUUCUCCAAAAAGCUUUGAAUCUUCUGAAGUGA
Molecule: messenger RNA, 816 nt
Organism: Caenorhabditis remanei
Lineage: Eukaryota; Metazoa; Nematoda; Chromadorea; Rhabditida; Rhabditidae
Exons: 4
Coding region: 1-816 (271 amino acids)
Molecular function (GO): protein binding
Source: RefSeq, a predicted model, not a curated record